CAAGGCACUGGAAAAAAUAAACCAGUACAAUUUCUAGGUUAUGUUAUGUUAUCGGUCUUUCGAGUUUGUGAUUUUGUGUCAAUCUUGUUGAGUGUUAUUGAAGUACAAGUUUAAAAUUAAUGUUUUAAAAAGCAAUGUUACCAGACAAUACAAAUAAAAAUUUAUUUAAAAGGCGUCAGAAUACUCCUCUCAAUAUCACCGAACGUAUCAAUGGUCUACACAACCGAGUAUUGACAAAAGCAUGCGUUCUGAGAGGCAUUGUGAAUGGCAUCUCUAUUGGGCCGAAUUGUACGGUCGACUCUUUGGAUGUGACUCCACCGCAAGAUGUUUCCGGUGACGCAUCGGCAGAAACAAAUGGCCAUAGUGAUCAGUUGGACAAAUCCACAAAUGGAUGCAGCUCGAGCACCGGUAGCAAUGAUGAAGAAAAGCUAAAUGAUUCGAAUAAUACUCCAAAGUCUGGUGCACUCCAAGGCCGAAAAACUUCAACAAGAAAAAGUAGAACGAUUUUUGACAAGGAAAGAGAGCGUUUCAUAAGCAUUGCCGUCCGAGAGAAAGCUGCACUGAUAAAAGAAAAGGAACAAGAAUUGGAGGAAAAACUAAGGAUGAAAAGAGAAGAGAUGCAUAUGCAGCAGGCACAAAUUGAUUUGGAAAGAGAGCGACUUCGCUUGCAAAAAGAAGAAGAAUGUGUUAUUGAAGCUGAAUAUUGGAGAUCCGUUAAUGAUCAGCUUAGCGUUAAGAGAUUAAUAGAAUCCAAUGAAAGGGUUAGAAGAGCGUUGGAAAAACAGAGCGAAGCCGAAAGACAACAUAAACUAGAGUUAAAAGAGAGGAGAGAGAGGUUAGAUAAAAUUGUUGAUCAUCAAAUUUUGUAUCGCGAACUCUAUCAACAACUACAGGAUGCUACAAAGAGAUGCAAAAAUCCAAAAGAACUUAUGACUUCCUUGGCUAAUGAAACUACCAAGUUGAAAACAAUAAAUGUGAGAUUUGAAUCAGUCAUCAAUAAGUGCAAGGGUGGUUCAGUUUCUCAAUCAGAUGUGGAAGAAGGUGAUGAUGUUAUAAAUCAGAUAAAGACUAUUUCAUCAUUAUUCAACGCUAAAGUAGAUGAAAUCAACAAAUCAAUUGAAGAAAGUGAAAAACAAAGAGAGGAACAAGCUAAAGCAGAAAGUGUAGUGAAAGAAUUACCCAACCAAGUGACAGCAGUUAUCGAUAACCAGAAUACGGAUCAAACUGACUCGAAGACUGCUGAAGCAAAUGGCCUUGAAGAUUACGUUGAUUUAGAAUCAUUCAACAGUCAUAUUAGUCUAAUAAAAUUUUUAGAAGAAUAUGAAGAGUCAUUAGAACCCCUGUUGAAGGAUGAUUCAAUGAAGAAAUUCAGGUUCUCGUGUCAGAAAGCAGUUAUCACUCCGGUGAAUGCAAUAUCACCAAUCAGUCACGAGCACAUGAAAGAUAAAUUUGAUAGAUUGUCAAGGCUACUGAGAGGUGAAACGGUUACGCUGGGCGAUGCGAAAUUUUCAGCCUCCAGUCACCCUCUGGGCAUCAAAUUCUGCACGAAUCUUAUGGCGAAGAAAUUUGUUAGUCAAGGAGAUCAGACAGUAUCCAGUAAGCCGGAGGCAGCCUUUGCUAUAGCUGGAAUAGCUGUUAGUCUCUGGUACGAAUUUCCAGAUUUCGGUGAACUCCUCAAGGCCCAUUUCCAGAGAGAAUGUCCUUACCUCAUACCCGCCCUCAUGCCACAACUUGAGGGACAAUCCGAUGAAGAAUAUUACAAAGUUCUAGCCUACCAGUACAUUGACGGUAAAGUGGAGUCGCAGGACAAAUUUCUGAAGCGCAUGAGUGGUUUCAUGAAAUUGUACGCGGCGAUGAUAAUCAGCAAACCGCGUUCGCGUCCUCGUCCCGACCACCCGCUCGGCCUCAGUGAAGGCUGGAGAUGGUUGGCUGCUAUAAUGAACCUAGAGCCGAGAUGUGAUAUCAGUGCAACUCUAAUUUUGAUCAUGCUCGAUGUGGCUGGCUCCGAGCUGUUACGUUGCUAUGGCGCCCAAUUCCGAAAGAUUCUCCAUCUCCUCUGCUCUGAAAUUCUUCCCCGAAUAGAAAAGGUGACCCCUGAAGGAUGUGGUGGUCCAGUGAGACGACUGAAAACAUUUUUGGAAAAUGUUCUUAAAACUGGACAAAUACCACCUCCAGAAGGAUUAUAUGGGUCGAGUAUUUGGUGAUUCCUGCACAAAGUGAAAUUGAAAUUUUCUGUUUAUUGUGGUGUACUUUACGGUAGUUCAGUAGUAGAUUCUACUUGAUCAAAAAGACUCGGUUUCUCAACUUUUGCUUCGGGUCAAAUCAUUGUAUCCUGACAAAUAAUACUCAUGUACAAAUACAACUCAUUUUUUAAUUAUUCA
This is a messenger RNA of Nilaparvata lugens (brown planthopper), 2381 nucleotides long. RefSeq names its product nucleoporin GLE1 (gene Gle1). NCBI's taxonomy places the organism in Eukaryota, Metazoa, Arthropoda, Insecta, Hemiptera, Delphacidae. Gene Ontology annotation, molecular function: translation initiation factor binding; phospholipid binding; inositol hexakisphosphate binding. The record is from RefSeq and is a predicted model, not a curated record. Gene Ontology annotation, biological process: poly(A)+ mRNA export from nucleus; regulation of translational initiation; regulation of translational termination. Bases 135 to 2204 code for a protein of 689 amino acids. Gene Ontology annotation, cellular component: nuclear pore; cytoplasm; nuclear pore cytoplasmic filaments. The transcript is spliced from 13 exons.